Cladocopium goreaui is the source of this 3510-nucleotide messenger RNA. NCBI's taxonomy places the organism in Eukaryota, Dinophyceae, Suessiales, Symbiodiniaceae. The record is from the annotation of a GenBank genome assembly.
AUGGUGGAGGAGGAAACAGUGGAUUCCGAAACUGGUUAUGAUGGACCAGAGUCUGACCCUAGCGAUGCCAUUGUCUUCGAGGUUGAAGCUUUCUUGGCCGACUAUGGGGUUAAGGAGGAAAACACUGCAACCUCCGAUGCCUUUGAUGAAGCGGAAGUUGCUGAGAUUCUUGCAGCAACUUGGCGUGAGCGUCGAAGUGAGAUUUCCAAACUGCAGCGCAACAGGAAGUUUUCUCAGGCGAUGUCCGUGAAGAAGCAAUUCACCCGUGAAGCCUCUGACCUGCGGAAAAAGUCCAAGUGUUGGAACUGCGGAAAAGUUGGUCACUGGUCAAAGGACUGUACAGCCCCGAAGUCAUCGUCCUCAAAGUCCGUAGGUUCUGCAUCAGACACCGAUCGCAGCAAGAAGCAAGUAGCGGCGAUGGUAGUAGAUCAUGCAGCAGCAGCCGAUGUUUCCAGCGAGGUGCUUUUGGUAUCUUCACCUGGAUAUGGCAUAGUGGAUUCUGGAUGUAGCAAAACCCUCAUUGGGAAACAGACCUUGGCUGAUUUCAUGAGGUUGUUUCAUCGUUUGGAUUUGCCUGCACCAACUACAAAACCAGUUAGCAACUUGUUCAAGUUUGGCAACGGUAGUGAGGAAUGGUCCGAAAGGGUUGUGGUCAUGCCAGUUGGUUUGUCUGGUCAACGUGGUACAAUCGAAGCAGCAAUCAUAGAAGGGAAUGCACCCCUGCUGUUGAGCAGGGCAACCAUGAAAAGCCUGCAAACUGUUUUGGAUUUUGACAACGAAACCAUUUCCUUGUUGGGUGCCGAUGCUCAGCCAAUGAAAUACAAUGAAGCUGGUCAAAUUAUCAUCAACAUGCUGGAUUUUUCUGAACAUCAGGAAUCUUUUGUGGUGAAUGCCGUUCCAGAGCGAUGUUCACCACAGGAAAGAGUUCAGGGUCUCACCAGGCGAGAAGCUCGUGUUUUGUUGGCCCAGCAAUCGUCUUGGAACAAGUCCUCAAGUCAAUGUCUGGUGGCAGAACUUUUCUCUCCACCUAGGUUCGCUGAAGUAGCUCGUGAUUUGGGCAAGACAGGGCUCUCUUACGACAUUCAGCAAGGCUGGGAUUUGACAAAGCCGGCAGUUCAGAAACAGGUGAGUGAGGAGCUGGAGAAUGCCCGCCCUGACCUUUUGAUCAUUUGUCCAGAGUGCAAACACUGGGGAGGUUGGUACCGACUAAAUCAGAAAAAUCUGAGCAUGGAACAACAGCUUCGAAACCGCCAGUAUGCCAAACGUCAAGUAGAUUUUUGUGUGCAAGAGAUCAAACGUCAAGUCAAACGUGGUGGUCGAGUGUUGAUUGAACACACAUGGAGCUCCGACAUGUGGAAGUAUGAACCCAUGGCCAAAGUCACUAAGUCAAUGUUCAAGUGCCGAGCCGAUAUGUGCGCCUAUGGAUUGACCGAUCCCGACGGCACACCAAUCCUCAAGCCCACUGCACUGAUGGUGUCGCACAGCGAUAUGCAGUCUCUGGCCCUGACAUGUCCAGGACAUCACAACCACACUGUGAUAGCGGGGAAGGGGUCAGAUGGAGAAAACAUCAGUAGCCGUUCUGCUAGGUACACUCCUAAGUUCUGCAAGACUUGGCUUAGUUGUGUUCAUUCAGCAUGUCACUUAUGCUCUUUUGCUUGCCUUGAGGAGACACCAGCAGCUGAGAUGCCUGAGAGUGAAAGCAGUGACGCAUGCCUGAAUCCGUCUGAAGCACUGAUCUCCGAAGCCUUGGCCGCCGCCAAGAGUGAUCAGCACUCGGAUUCCACCGUAAUGCAGUCACUGACCAAACUUCAUAAUAAUUUGGGGCAUCCCUCUAGCAAAGAUCUCAUGCGUAUUUUGCGUAAUGCAGGUGCCACUGAGCAAGCAAUCAAGCUGGCCCGAGACUUUGAGAAGCAGUGUUCGAUUUGCAUCCAAAGACAGCGUCCCACACCAUGCCUGCCUGCGUCUCCCAGUGCCUGUCUCGACUUCAAUCAUAAGGUCGAGACCUCAGAGGUAUUGCAGAAACUGUUCACAGAAGGUUGGCUUCGGUGGGCUGGUCCACCAAUUGAAGUGCUGAUGGACCCAGGACGUACAAAUACGGCAGAUACCUUUGUUGCCUUUCUGGAGCAAGCUGGCAUCAGGGUGUUGAGCACAGCAGCCGAGGAACGCCUUGCAGCCCAGACUGAUGGUCGUGAAUUACUUGGACUGACUGAUUUAAUCGACAAGGGCCAGAAGGUUCAAGAAGAGCCCUGGACAGGUGAAUCUCGCUUUUGGAUCCAAAUGCCAUCCAAGCCUGUUGAACCGAUCGUUAGUCAGUCCGUGACUACUGGUCUGUCGUCAAUUCCCGAAGACACGACCACAGAUGUGUCCGCCAAUGUGUCGACACCAAAUCUCGGCUCGACAGUGCAUGGGCCAUAUCCUGCCGCAAGCACACCCAGUUCCAGCCCUGAAACCAGCACAUAUGGUCCUGUUCGUGUUAGGCAACAGAAAGGUCCCGAAAUGUUUGUUUUCCGACCAGUUCAAACCCAAGCAGAAGAUCUCAUCGAUGCAUUGCAGGAAAUGUCAGAAGAACGUAGUGAGGCACACAAGCGGCCAGCAUCUCGAGAGCCAAGUGCGGAUCCACCGCACAAGAGUGCUCGCACCGAAGAUUCCUCUAGUGAUUGUCUUUUGGCUCAGUGCGUUGCCGAGCAGCCUGAUUUGCUGCAGGCAAACCAAGCCGUCAGACGUGCAAGACAGCAAGCUGAUUUGGAAAUCACAGUCUUGACGGACCAUUUCCUCUCUCCAACGUCGAUGAAGUGCUUAGACGUAGGUAGAUAUCAACUGGCUGGUGAGCAAACAGUUUUGGAGCGUAAAAAGGAAGAGAAGCUCUUGCGUCAACAGAAAGCCCAUGAAAGAGCAGAGAAAAACAAGACUGAUCAUCAAAAGGUUGUUUCCAAAUUUUUGCAUAGUUUUUCAGAAAUGUCCAAGCAGCCCAUCACCACGGAAGAGUACCAGCUGAUGAAGCAGCUCAUGACCAGGCUGAAUCAGUUUGGAGUUCAGCAAGACGGUGCCGUGAUUCCAACACUGGAGCCUACUCAUGGUGCUAUGACAGAUGCAUCGAAGCGUCAUCGCGAUGCAGAUGACGAGCUGUGGGCUGAGUCUGAAUGUGAUGAAGGGAGCUGGUCGAUUCCUGUUCAGGAGUCUGGCUCAUCGGCCGAUCAAUUGCCGGUAAAGCCAACGACUCCGGGCAAGUUACAGCUGCCGCCCGGCGUGAGUUCCAUCGAAGAAUGGGGCCGCACAGUUUGUGAGUUGCCGGCUGUGAUGCAGUUGAAGAAGAGCUAUGCAGAGAUUGUGAAGGAUCCGAACCAAGUGAGCUAUCUGAAAUGGGUGGCACGCCAUGAGGUUGGUAUGGGUCCCCGCGUGGCAGAUCUGGCAAAGUAUUUGAAGGCGGUGAAGUUUGAAGAGAGCUGCGAUCAGGGAAAGUCUUCCAGUGCCAUUUUUCCCGGCACAAACAUCAUUCGCAAAUUCAAGUAA